Molecule: messenger RNA, 3142 nt
Organism: Balearica regulorum gibbericeps (East African grey crowned-crane)
Lineage: Eukaryota; Metazoa; Chordata; Aves; Gruiformes; Gruidae
Source: RefSeq, a predicted model, not a curated record
AUGGUGGCCAUCGCCGUGGCUGACCGCAACGACCACGACCCCGUCUUCGAGCAGGGCGAGUACCGGGAGACCAUCCGGGAGAACGUGGAGGAGGGAUACCCCAUCCUGCAGCUGCGGGCCACUGACGUCGACUCCCCGCCCAAUGCCAACAUCCGCUACCGCUUCGUCAAUGAGCAGGCUGCCCAUGCCGUCUUUGAGAUCGACCCCCGCUCUGGCCUCAUCACCACCAGUGGGCCAGUGGACAGGGAGAAGAUGGAGAGGUACUCCUUGGUGGUAGAGGCCAACGACCAGGGGAGGGAGCCAGGGCCCCGCUCCGCCACUGUGAAGGUCUACAUCACGGUCCUUGAUGAGAAUGACAACACCCCUCAGUUCAGCGAGAAGCGCUACAUCGUCCAGGUGAGGGAGGACAUACGGCCCCACACUGAGAUCCUGCGCGUCACCGCCACGGACCUGGACAAGGACAACAACGCACUGGUCCACUACAACAUCAUCAGUGGCAACAGCCGGGGCCAGUUCUCCAUCGACAGCAUCACUGGGGAGAUACAGGUGGUGGCCCCGCUGGAUUUUGAGGUGGAGCGGGAGUACGCCUUGAGGAUCCGGGCUCAGGAUGCGGGGCGCCCUCCCCUCUCUAACAACACCGGCAUGGCCAGCAUACAGGUGGUGGACAUCAAUGACCAUGCCCCCAUUUUUGUCAGCACCCCUUUCCAAAUCUCCGUCCUGGAGAACGCUCCCCUUGGCCACUCUGUCAUCCACAUCCAGGCUGUGGACGCGGACUACGGCGAGAACUCGCGCCUGGAGUACAAACUGACAGGAGUCUCGGCCGACACGCCCUUCGUGGUGAACAGUGCCACGGGGUGGAUCACAGUCAGUGGGCCCUUGGACCGGGAGUCAGUCGAGCACUAUUUUUUUGGGGUAGAGGCUCGUGACCACGGCUCUCCAUCUUUAUCCGCCUCUGCCAGCGUCACCAUUACUGUCAUGGAUGUCAACGACAACCGCCCUGAGUUCACCCAGAAGGAGUACUUCAUCCGCCUGAACGAGGAUGCAGCCGUGGGGACCAGUGUCGUCAGUGUCACGGCAAUUGACCGGGACGUGAACAGUGCCAUCACCUACCAGAUCACAGGAGGCAACACGCGGAACCGCUUCUCCAUCAGCACACAAGGUGGGAUGGGGCUCAUCACUCUGUCUCUGCCACUGGACUACAAGCAGGAGAGGCGUUAUGUGCUCACUGUGACGGCCUCUGACCGCACCCUGCGUGACAACUGCCAUGUUCACAUCAACAUCACCGAUGCCAACACACACCGGCCCGUGUUCCAGAGUGCCCACUACUCUGUGAGCAUCAACGAGGACCGGCCUGUGGGCAGCACCGUGGUGGUGAUCAGCGCCACAGACGAUGACGUUGGUGAAAACGCCCGCAUCACAUACUACCUAGAAGACAACGUCCCUCAGUUUCGCAUCGAUCCGGACUCUGGAGCCAUCACUCUCCAGGCAGGACUGGACUAUGAGGACCAGGUCACCUACACAUUGGCUAUCACUGCCAAGGACAAUGGGAUCCCCCAGAAAGCGGACACUACCUAUGUUGAAAUCAUGGUGAAUGAUGUUAAUGACAACGCCCCCCAGUUUGUUAGCCCUCUUUACCAGGGCAUGAUCUCUGAGGAUGCACCUCCUUUCACCAGCGUGCUCCAGAUCUCUGCCACUGACCGGGAUGCCCACACCAAUGGUCGAGUGCAGUACACCUUCCAGAACGGGGAAGAUGGGGAUGGAGACUUCACCAUAGAGCCCACCUCGGGGAUCAUUCGCACAGUCCGCAGGCUGGACCGCGAGAACGUCCCCGUCUACGAGCUGACUGCAUACGCUGUGGACAGGGGCAUCCCUCCUCAGCGAACUCCUGUCCAUAUCCAGGUUACCAUUCAGGAUGUGAAUGACAAUGCCCCUGUCUUUCCUGCUAAAGAGUUGGAGGUCAUGGUAAAGGAGAACAGCAUUGUAGGCUCUGUUGUGGCCCAAAUCACAGCCGUUGACCCGGAUGAAGGACCCAAUGCCCAGAUCAUGUACCAAAUUGUGGAAGGCAACAUCCCCGAGAUAUUCCAGAUGGACAUCUUUUCUGGAGAGCUCACAGCCUUGAUAGACCUGGAUUAUGAGACAAAACCCGAGUACGUGAUUGUAGUGCAAGCCACCUCUGCCCCUCUGGUCAGCAGAGCCACAGUCCACAUCAAACUCAUUGACCAGAAUGACAACAGCCCUGUUCUCAAGAACUUCCAGAUCCUGUUCAAUAACUACGUGUCCAAUAAGUCCAACACCUUCCCCUCGGGGGUCAUAGGGAAGGUCCCAGCUUAUGACCCAGAUGUGUCCGACCAACUCUUCUACACCUUUGAGCGGGGAAAUGAACUGCACUUGUUGAUUGUAAAUCAGUCGAGUGGGGAGCUGAGGCUGAGCCGUAAGCUGGACAACAACCGUCCGCUUGUGGCCUCCAUGCUGGUGACCGUCACAGAUGGGAUCCACAGCGUGACAGCCCAGUGUGUCCUGCGGGUGAUCAUCAUCACAGAGGACAUGUUAGCCAACAGCAUCACAGUGCGGCUGGAGAACAUGUGGCAGGAGCGCUUCCUCUCCCCGCUGCUGUCCACCUUCCUGGAAGGGGUCGCCACCGUGCUUGCGACGCCCAAGGAGGACAUCUUCAUCUUCAACAUCCAGAACGACACAGACGUGGGCGGCACGGUGCUCAAUGUCAGCUUCUCGGCCCUGGCGCCGCGGGGCGGGCGUUACUUCAGCUCAGAGGAGCUGCAGGAGCAGCUGUACAUGAAGCGCAUGGCGCUGACGGGCGCCUCCAUGCUGGAGGUGCUGCCCUUUGAUGACAAUGUCUGCCUGCGAGAGCCCUGCCAGAACUACAUGAAGUGCAUCUCCGUCCUCAAGUUCGACAGCUCGGCCCCCUUCAUCGCCUCCCCUUCCACCCUCUUCCGGCCCAUCCACCCCAUCACCGGCCUGCGGUGCCGCUGCCCACAGGGCUUCACUGGGGACUACUGUGAAACGGAGAUCAACCUCUGUUACUCCAACCCCUGCCUGAAUGGCGGGAUCUGUACCCGCAAGGAGGGAGGAUACACGUGUGUUUGCCGCCAGCACUUCAGCGGUGAGAACUGCGAAGUGGACAGCC